AUCACGUGACCAGCAGCUGGGGCACGGGGGCCACUUCCUGUUUUAUUUCGGCUUAGAAGCAAGCAGCCGUUGUCAGUUUCAACAAAAUGGCUGCGUGAGCGCCGUCAAUGAGAAAUCACUGAAAGCUCUGUAUGGUGAUUACUACAGCUUGCUAAUAGCGAAUUAUUUUUAUUUUCACGGAGAUCUGGGUCAGUCUUUCCUCUCCAAGAAUUGGAUAUCUCAAGAAAUUCCUUUCUUGGAUUUAAAUUGCAUUUUUGCAAACUGGAUAGCUCGCUAGGCGCAGGUUUUAGCUAGCUUGCUAGCUAAAGCAUUUAUUUUGCACUUUAACAUAACAACCAUCGUCUUCGAUGUGAAGUCGCCAGAAAAAAAACUUGUAACUGCCUGUUUCGUUUUUUUUCCAAAUUGUAGUUAGUGAAUAGUUCGCUAGCUAUAAGUACUGACAUAGCUGACUAGCUAGCUAGCUAGUUAGGUAGCUAAGUUAGCUAGCUAGUAGAGCUAGCUAGCAAAGUAUGUGCUCCUGCUUUUGCUAGCUGGCUAGCUAGCUUGCUAGCAAGCUAACAGACAAACAAUUAUUGACAUCAUUUUCCUCUAGCAGCGCUUAAUUUAGAAGUUCUGUUAUGUUCUUGGAUUGCUAAUUUGAAAACAAUUCCUGCUCGUGGAGCAAGUGUAUGCUUAAUUUUUAUUCCAGAUAGCAAACUCGCUACUAAACAAAGGCUGCUUAAGUAAUAUUUUUGCGAUUGUUCGCUAAGCUGGUUAGGCACUUACUGCGACUGCUCGCCUGAUUUGUCAUUAGUUACGGGUACAUUUCAGAAAAGAUAAGGGAGAAGAUGUUCUGCUUUUGUUUCUUCGUGCAACAAUCUUUAUUUUGAAACCUGCCAAAGCCCAACUUGUGAUUAUUAAGUCGAGAGAAGCAAGCAACACAAGAAGAGAAUCAUUUGAUGGAAGAAAAGAAAAAGAAAAAGCAAGAAGAGAAGAAAAAGAAGGACAGUGCUCAGAAAAAGGCUGCUGAACCGAAAACCAAAGUGCCAGAGUCGGCCAAGCCCAGCCCCAGCCCUCCCCAGCCUGCCGACCCCAGCGCCAGUCCCCCGGUCCCCGCGGCUAGCGGCAGCGGCAAUGGCAAGCGUGCCCCCGGCAGCGCCCCGCAGCAGCAGCAGCAGCAGCAGCAGCAGCCGACGGCCGCCCCGCGCUACCCUCCCCGAGAGGUGCCCCCGCGUUUCCGCCAGCACGAGCACAAGCAGCUACUGAAGAGGGGCCAGCCACUGCCCGCGGGGGGCCUGCCUCUCGCCCCGGCCCAGCCCGGGACGCUCUCCCCCCCGCACAGCGCCCCCGGCCUCGCCCAGCCCUCCAGCAAGCGGCACGCAGAGCUGCCCGUCCCGAGCGGCCUGGGCGCGCAGUAUGAGAGCCCCCGCUGGGGCGGCCUCCCACCCACCAGCCAGAGCCACGGCGGCGGCUGGGAUCAAGUGAUCAUCGACGAGAGCGACACCGAGGCGUGGCCUUCCAUUUCCCGCGGCGACAGCCACGCCCCUCCAGGAUGCGCCGCGGACACUGAGCGCGCCCCGGAGACCAGCAGCAGCAGCAGCAGCGGCAGCAGCAGUAGCGCGAGCAUGUCCACAGGGGGCGCCCAGCAAGGCCACUUCCCCGCCCACCACCCCGGCAGCAAGGCCGGCGCCGGCCACUCCGGGAGCGCGGGCCCCGGGCAGGGCGGGGCCAGCCGCGGCUGGGGCUCCGGCCCCGCCCACGGCCCCCCCGGCGAGGGCAAAGCGGACGGCCCGGCGGCGGCAGGAGGGAGGGGCCAGCCCUGCUGGAGCUCCUCCAGCUUCAACCUGAACCUGAACCCCAACGCCAACCCCGCCGCCUGGCCCGUGCUGGGGCACGAGGCGGGCAGCAUGGGGGGCAGCAACGGGCCCCCUCCCCCCCCCAAUCUCUGCAGCCCCGCGGGCACCCCGCCAGCCCCGGGCAGCAACGGCAAUACGGGCAGCGCCAACGGCAACGGCGGGGGCGGGGCCAGCGGCGCCUGGGGGGACGUGAUUGGCCCCGACGCCCCGGAGCCGCACCCCUGCCCGUCCACGAACGUGUCUUUCAGCGCCGAACCUCAGAACCUUAACACCGACGGACCAAACCACACUAAGCAGGAGCCCCCGAGCCCCGCCCCCAGCCUCCCCAGCUGGGGGGGGCUCCCCGCGGGCAUGGGCUCCCUGGCCCCGCCCCCCGGCCCCGCCUCGCAGGUCAACGGCGAGGGGGGCUCGGUUUGGGGCAACGGGGCGGACGCCAAGCCGGCCGGCCCCAAGGACUCGGGCUGGGACUCGGCGGCGUCCGCCUGGGGCCGCGGCGGGAACGGGGGCGGGGCCGCGGGGGCCUGGGGGCGGGCCGGGGGCGGAGACUGGGGCGGCAAGCAUUCGGGCGAGGCCAAAGGCUGGGAGGCGGCGGGCAGCCCCCCCCAGGAGCAGCCCAACUCCUGGAGCCGGCCGGCCCCCGCGGCCGCCAGCGAGGGCAGCGGCGACAGCCAGGAGGGCCGCGCCCAGCGCCGGGACAGGACGCCCGGCGAGGAGGCGGCCCCGCCCCCGCCGCUGCCCCGCCCCGACCUGGACCCGCGCGUGCUGUGCAACACGGGCUGGGGGCAGACGCCGGUGCGCCAGCACACCGUGUGGGACAUGGAGGAGGCGUCCCGCGCCGAGCGCAAGGGCCACAGCGGCACCGAGGCCUGGGGCGGGGCGGCGCCCCCCCCCUCCGGGGCCGCGGGGCCCAACGGCGGCGCCCCCGCCGCUCCCAGGCCCGACUCGGGCGGCAAGGCCGAAGGGCCCGUCCCCGGCGGCUGGGGGGCCCCUGCCCCGCCCCCCCCCGCGCCCCCUCAGCCCGGCUCCGGCUGGGGCGAGCAGCCCGCCGCCAAGAAAGUGCCCAACGGAUCCGGGGGCUGGGGCGACGCCCCGCCGGGGGGCCCCAACGCCAGCGCCCCCAAAGCCAGCCAGUCCUGGGGUCCCGAGGAGAAGUCCCCCAGCUGGGACGACCCCCCCGCCAAGCCCAAAGCGCAGAGCUGGGGCGAGGGGCCCAAACCGUCCCACGGCUGGGGCAGCGGAGGGGGCGGGAGCGGAGGAGAGUGGGCGGAGCCCGGAGAGGGGAAGAGGAACGGGACGGCCGGUGGCCCCUGGGAGGGGGAGGCGGGCAGCUGGAAGGACCCCCCUCGGGGGUGGGGCAAAGCGGCCCCGGGGUCGGGCGGGGGUGGGGGCGGGGGCUGGGGCGAAGGCCAGCGCCCCGCCGCCCCCCCGCAGAGCUGGGGAGGGAAGCCCCAGGACGGGCCCAGCGCCAACGGCAACGGCGGCGUGGGCGUGGGCGGGGGCGCGGGGUCCUGGGGCGGCCCCACCUCGGUGAAGCAGAGCGGCUCGGGCCCGGGCUGGGGCGGGACGGGCCCAGGGGCCGGCGGGGCCAAGCAGGACCCCGGGGGGGAGCCCACGGGCUGGGAAGAGCCCUCCCCUCCCUCCAUCCGCCGCAAGAUGGAGAUCGACGACGGGACGUCCACCUGGGGCGACCCCACCGCGUACAACAAGACGGUCAACAUGUGGGACAGGAACAACCCCGUGGUCCAGAGCAGCCCGGGGCCCAACGCCAACCCCAACCCCAACCCCAACCUCCCAGCGCCCAGCAACAACAACAACAACCACAACCACCACCACCACCACCACCACCACCACCAUCACCCGCACCACCCCCACCACAACCAGCCCCCCGCCCAGAGCCACGGCAACAACAACAACAACGGCUCGCCCAACGCGCCCGCCCCCCACCAGCCCGGACCCCCCCCCAACAGGCCCCCGCUGGUGGCUCCAGGCUGGGGCGAGCUGCCCAGCGCCCAGCCCAAACCGGAGCCGUCCUGGGGGGAGCCGCCCGCCCCCGCCGCCGCCGUGGACAACGGGACCUCCGCCUGGGGCAAGCCCCCCGGCAGCAGCGGGACCUGGGGCGAGGGCGGCCACGACGGGCCCGGGCCCGGACCCGGACCCUACGGCAGGGGCGGCGCACCACCAGGAUCAGCCCCCUGCAAGCCAGCCCCCAAACCUAUGCAAGACGGCUGGGGAGGCGGUGGGGAGGACCUGAGUCUGUCGGCGGGACAGUGGGAGCCGGACGAUGGCGACAUGUGGAACAGCACCGCCUCCCAGGAGAGCAACUCCUCCUGCAGCUCCUGGGGGAACCCGCCCAAGAAGGGCCCACCCAAGGGGAAGGGGUCUACCAAGCAGGACGAUGCCUGGAUCAUGAGCCGCCUGCUCAAACAGCUCACAGACAUGGGCUUCCCGAGAGACCCGGCUGAGGAAGCUCUGAAAAGCAACAACAUGAAUCUGGAUCAGGCAAUGAGCGCCUUGUUGGAAAAGAAGACGGAGCUGGACAAGCGGGGGAUGGGAAUUUCUGACUACAACAACGGCCUGGUCAGCAAGGCGCUGGGCUGCCGGGCCCCAGCCAUCUCCAAAGAGUCCUCCGCAGACCGCACCCCCUUCCUGGACAAGGACGGCGGCCUGGCGGAAGACGCCCCAACCUCACCGUUUAUGCCUUCUCCCAGCCUGAAGCUCCCGCUGUCCAGCACCGGCCUCCCCAGCCAGGGCCUGGGUGGGGUCGCCUCCGGGCUGGCCAUGCAAAACCUGAACAACAGACAGAUGCAGAGCGGAAUGUUCGGCAGUAGCGGAGCAGCACAAGCCCGGGCCGUGCAUCAGCAGGCUCCUCCCCCUCAGCCGUCAGUGCCGCCUCUCAACUCCUCCCAGCCUAAUCUCCGCGCUCAAGUGCCUCAGUUUCUCUCCCCUCAGGUUCAAACACAGCUCUUGCAGUUUGCAGCAAAAAACAUUGGUCUCAAUCCUGCACUUUUGACCUCACCAAUAAACCCUCAGCAAAUGACCCUGUUGUACCAACUACAGCAGCUGCAAAUGGCGUAUCAGCGUUUACAGAUCCAGCAGCAGAUGAUGCAGGGUCAACGCCCGUCCGGACCCAUCCGACAACAAGAGCAGCAAGUUGCACGUACAAUCAAUAACAUGCAGCAGCAGAUCCAGCAGCACCAGCGCCAGCUGGCCCAGGCCCUCCUGAUGAAGCAGCAGCCUCCUCCUCCUCCUCCUCCUCACUCCAGCCUGCAGCCCAGCGCCGGAAAAUCAGCCCUGGACGGCUUCCCCGGCCACGCCCAGGGCCCGGGCCUCUCUGACCUGCAGACCAAAGAGCCGCAGUCUUCGCCCAACUCCUACGCCGCGUACCCGCUCUCUGGACUCAAUCCAAACAUGAAUGUAAACUGCAUGGAGGUGGGGGGCGUGUCCAUGAAGGACGCUCCUCAGCCUCAGUCCCGCCUCUCGCAGUGGACACACCCCAACUCCAUGGAGAAUCUCUCUGGCAACCCCUCCCCUCUGGAGCCCAACCUCAACAAACACGGUGCCAUCCCCACCGGCGCCAGCCUGGCCCUGGCGGGAAAGCCCCCCAUGGACGACUCGUACAGCCCCUACAAUCUCAUGCCCAGCUCCGAGUCGCCCGCCAGCCCGCUGGCGCCCCCCGACAGCUGGGGCCCGGGCAAGGGCGCCAGCGAGAAGAUCUCCAACGGCACCAACAUCAGCUGGCCCCCGGAGUUCUGUCCCGGGGUGCCCUGGAAGGGGCUGCAGAACAUCGACCCGGAGACGGACCCCAACAUGACCCCGGGGAGCGUCCCCAGCGGCCCCACCAUCAACACCAACAUCCAGGAUGUGAACCGCUACCUGCUGCGGGACCGAAGCGGAGGCGCCUCCCCCACCUCUCAGAAUGGGGCGCUGCCUCCGUCCAGUGACUGGCCAGUCAGUGCCUACACUAGCUCCUUCAGUUUGUCCUCCUCAGACGGUGACGGUGAAGGUAAACUGUCCGACAUGAAGUCCACCUGGUCUCCGGGGCCCAUCUCCCACACGCAGGCCUCGCUGUCCCACGAGCUAUGGAAGGUCCCCCAGGGCCCCCCGCGGAACACCACGGCCCCCUCCCGCCCUCCCCCGGGCCUGACCAACGCCAAGCCCUCCUCCACCUGGGGGGGCAACGCCCUGGGGCUGGCGCCCGGCUGGACGGGCUCGUACUCCUCGGCAGGUACUACUUGGAGCACAGACAGCUCCAGCAGGACCAGCAGCUGGCUCGUCCUGAGGAACCUCACUCCUCAGAUCGACGGCUCGACGCUGCGGACGCUGUGCAUGCAGCACGGGCCCCUCAUCACAUUCCACCUCAACCUGACCCAGGGCAACGCCGUGGUGCGCUACAGCUCCAAGGAGGAGGCCGCCAAGGCCCAGAAGUCCCUGCACAUGUGCGUGCUGGGAAACACCACCAUCCUGGCCGAGUUUGCCGGGGAAGAGGAGGUGAACCGUUUCUUUGCACAAGGCCAGUCCCUGACGCCCACCACCAGCUGGCAGCCCAACCCGGGAACCAAUCAGACGCGGCUGGGGGGUGCGGGGGCGGCGGCGGCGGCGGCGCACGCCAUGGGCCACUGGAACAGCGGCGGGCUGGGCGGAGCCAAGGCCGGCAGCGACCUGCUGUGGGGCGGGGUCCAGCAGUACUCCGGCCUGUGGGGGCCCCCCAGCGGGGAGGACGCCAGGGUCAUCGGGAGCCCCACCCCAAUCAACACGCUGCUUCCCGGGGACCUGCUGAGCGGGGAGUCCAUGUAGAGGAACCGACCCGACCCAAAAGGAGAGAGAGAGACGCGCCAGAGAACAGAACAACGCCGGAGCAGAAACCAAGCCAAUCAUGUGACGAUAAUCAGAGAAUCAGUAUCUAGAGAACUGUGAACCAGGACCCAGACGGCCCCGGGCAGCUCUGAAGCUGCUGCUCUUUCCCUUAUCCAUCUUUCUUUUUGUGUUCCUUCUUUACUUUUUUUUUUUUUUUCUUCCCAGAAAGGGUUGGGUUUGAGUGUUCAAAGCCGUCGUCUUUGCGGAAUUGAAACAAAAAAAAAAAACAAAGACUAUUACGUCAACAAAGGAAAGAGAACCGUGUAGUGAUUAUACUUACUUUUUUUUUGAAUAACUGACAUUCGUCGUGAAGUGUUUUUAAGAGAAGUGAAAUAAAAAGCUGCCAUUUUUAAGCUUCCCUUUAGGCCCUCCCACCUCAUGAACCAGCCCCCCCGUCCCCCGACAAUUCCCCAGAAAACUCAUCAUUCCGAGCAUGCCCCUGGCCUAGGGAAUGGUCCGUGUACCGUUUUUGUGUUGGUUUGUUUUGCUUCUCAGCACUAAUGUUAGCCUUAAGCGCUCUCCAGCCAGGCGUUCCUCACGCUUUUUAUACUCGUACUGAAGAAAUGAAUGGAGAAUUGCACAGUCCCCAUUUCUGAGCCAGCAGACUCUAGGCAGGAAGGCAGUGUGAACAGCGUCGGGCUACGGUAGGAGACCAGCCACUAUGGACCCCAGCUCUUACUGUAGCACGUUUUUUUUUUUCCCGUUUUCGUUCUUUGUUUUUUUUUUUUUGUCAAAGGGAGUUACACUGCUGUUUGUUUCUUAUAUUCAGGCUGGUUUUUUUUUUUUGUUUAUAUCUAUCGCAACAUAAGCUGAGAGAAUUAUUACUCGAAACAUGUUAAUCUGGCUGAGGGUGUGCGUGCGUGUGUGCGUGUGUGCGUGUGUGUGUGUGUGUUCAGCGCUUGUUUUUCCAUCUGUAUGUCCGUAUACCACUGCUCUACAGAACUGUAAGAAACACUUGCUGAACCCUCCGGAACCCUACCACACCGUGUUCAAGGACUACCUGCUGUUCUGAUCUCAUUUGAUUUGCUGAAUCAUGUGGUCCACCAGUUUCUGAAAAGAUUUUUAUUUUUUAUUUUUUAUUUUUUAUUUUUUUUUAUAAAAACCUUCACCGUCAAGUGAUGCGUUGUGCAAUAUAGCGCCCAAGCCUCUUCCGUCCGCCGCUACACUCAACAGAAGCUGGUUGCCGUUUUAGUUUUUUUGUAUUUUUUUUUUUUUUGGGUCGUUUGUGCAUUUUGAGAACUUUGGAACUGCAGAAAUCGUACCCUCCUGAGCCCCCCCGUGCCCUCCCCCGCUCCCCCCCCCCCCCCACCCCGACCCCCAAACUGUUGCGUGAAUCCAGUGGGACAGUGGAACGGCUGCAAGGCAUCAGCGUUCAGGGGUGCCCUGCACGCCGUCAGUCUGAACGCGCAGGGACAAAGCGUGCGGACUGAACGCACUUCCUCAAUCCGCCCUGCAGCCGCACGCAACAGGGACUGUACCGGGGGGGGGGGGAGGAGGGCCGGAGAGGUCUGGCACAAUACCAAAUAAAAGGAGUUUCUCACAAUGCAGUAGAUUAAAGGGUGUUCCUUGCAUUUGGUACAAAUGUACGAGACAGACAAAACAAACAAAAAAAAAAAAAACUUUAAAAAAAAAUAAACUUUUCAAAAAGGGGUAGUUUGUUAUAGCACUUAAGAAGAGCGCCAAGCUCGAACUGCAACACCAACAAAUCCAGAAAACGGAGAAGCAACACAAGAAAACUGAAAAAGCAAGAGACUUACGGAAAAAAGAAAAGAAAAAAGACAUCUCUUCAGUGGCAUCUCCGUGUUCUUUUUGUACUGUAUCCGUGUUUGAGAAAUACGUCUUUCCCCCGCUUUGUCCUGUCCCUGCUUGGUCCAGCAACCGGACCGGAAUGGACCUGAAACCGGUAGCAGGAAGAAGGGGGGAAAAAAAAGAAAAGACUGAAACCUACUAUCUGGCAAGAAAGCCUGUACGUAUGGGGUUUUAUUUUAGUUUUAGUUUGUUUUUUUGCUCUCUCUUUUUUUUUUUUUUUUUUUGGUAUAUCAAAGUGAAUAUCACUGUUACUCCAAAAUGUUUAGCCUUUUUGUCUGGAGACGCUAGACAUGCAAUGUUACUUGGAUCCCGCAGGAGCCGACUGUGGGGGCUCCUGCCAACCUGUAUGAUAGUUUGGCCAUCGAGUGCCUAUCUGCUGUGGAGCCUGUGGCGCCCCCCCUGCCCCCCCCAGCCCCCCACCCCUGCCCCCCCUUGUGCCGUUCCAAUCUGCAGCAGUGCUCCCCCCCCUCCAAUCCCCCCCCUCCCGGGCAGCCAGAGCCAAGCCCGACUGGACCCUUGGCCCGGCAAGGAGCAGCUUCGUCAGGACUGGCCAAUCAGAACUACUGUGCCAGCUCUGAACCUGGUCUCAACUUCCACACCCCCCCCCCCCUUUGCUCCAACAUCACUUUAGCUGGAGGUUGAGACGGAUUUCUGGAAUCACCAGUGUUGAUCCUUCUCUGUUUUUGUUUGUUGUUAGUUUUGUCUGUUUGUUGCGUCUCCUGCGCGGUGGUGUUCUGGCUAGCUGCUUACCGGCCCUUCACUGCGAGAAAGCAGAAAACACUUUUUGGGUAAGACAGGUGCCUCAGUUAAGUGCAGCCUGCGUGCGGGGGUGCAAAUGUGGAGUAAUACUACAGAUAUCUCUCUCCCUCUCUCUCUCCCCCUCUCCCUCUCUCUCUCUCUCUCUCUCUCUCCCCCUCUCUGUUUUGUGAUUUGUUUUACUGUCGUUUGUGCUCAUGAUUUGUGUUUGAACCAGUAUUUUUUUUGUUUUUGUUUUUGUGUGUAAGUAUGUCCUGGUGGUACCUUGAGAUGUGUAGGUGGGGUGAAGCGAUCAGUGGGUGUAACCGCGCCCCCUGCGCCGCCCCCCAAAGCUGCUCCGCCUGCUCAUAUGCUGGCCCUCCUGCCCCUCCCGCUGCUGCGCCCCCCCCUCAGCACACACACUCCCUCCCUCCCCGGCCUGCUUCACUCGGUGCUUUACAAAGGGGUUCGGACAACAGGAGGGGCCUGGAGCCCCCAGAACACAAGCGGGUAAUCCAUCCGACUUUUUCUUUUUUUCCUAAAUUUCAUUUUGAAAAUGACUACAUUGAGAGAAAAAAGUUAAUAAAUGUAAAUAAAUAAAAAAAAGUUUAAAAAAAAAAAAGUUUAAAAAAAGAACGGACUCGGAGCUCUGUUCCUAUGCAAUGAGGAAGAGGUGCAGCGAUGGGCGCCUCCCCGGCGAUGAAGAGCCGAGCCUCUCUCGGGGAGGCGGCCUCCCCCGAGCCUGGCGUGCGCUCUCGUGCCCUCCAGCUCACACACGCGCUCCUUUCUGAAUACUAGGGUAGACCACAAAACUGUCACACACACACACACACACUCGUACGUAUACACCUAUGUACACACGCACACGUAUACGCAUUCUACUAAUCAGGUGUUACAGAGGUGGUGGGGUCUUCACUGUUUACUUUUCUGAACAAUGUAUCUUUACGUCAGCUUGAUCUCAGGGCAGGGUUAAAGAAACAAUACUUCUGUUAUUCGGAAAAAAGUUCUGUGGUAAAUGCACCUUCGUGUAGUUUUCAUGCGUUUUUUUUCUUUUUUUCUUUUCUUUUUUUCCUUCUCUCUUUGGACGUUCUUGGGCCCAAGAGAGCUGAAAUGACACAGAGGACAUGCUGGGGGGGGGCUGGCACUGGUGAAGUGCUUUACGCCGACCCAGGCUACGUUCGAGGGGCAGGAGGUCAGCAUUCUGGGUUCCUGAUGGAUCCCUUUUCCCCAAAAGCACCCCAACGAGGGCAGGCGCGGGGGGGGAAGGGGCAGGGGGGGUUCCCGCUGUAACUCACUCUGGAGUUUGGAAGGCUAAAUUCCGUUUAAGAGAUUAAAAAAAACCUCGGGCUCAGUGAACGAGCAGAUUUCCAUGGUUGGCGGCGUUGAGGGGACUAGGCCCAAGAUGGCCGCCCUCACAUUCCCCCGAGUCCUGCAUGCCAAUGUAACACCUUAACAUCUCUCUCUCUCUCUGUCUGUUUCUCUCUGUCUGUCUCUCUCUCUCUCCUCCCUCUCUGUUUAUAAAGCAAUCUGCUCUGCGAGGCAUCAGCCGCCAUGUUUCCUUGAGUUUUCUCCUCUUCUAUAGAGCACUUUCGUUUUACGUUGGGAGCACUUUGACACUGUGGGUGAUGGGGUGGGGGGCAGCAGGAGCGAGCAGGAGUCAGACGGGUCACACCUCAUCCUAAUAAUUGAGAUAAUCUUGCUUUUAUGGGGGAAGACUCCCGUCGAGGGGAGAGAAGAGAAGGAAAAAAAACGUGACAAAAUGUGGACUCCGUGCGGUUUGGUGUGCACUGUAAUUGGUUCAUCCUGGGUACAUAUUUUUUAUACCAAAAAAAAAAAGAAACAUUUUAGUUUCAUUUUUGACGUUUGACAACAAAAAGGUUAAAUAUCUAUGAUGUAUGUAUUUCAGCUUUGCACUUCUAGCUGAAACAGUUCUGGUCUCCAAGCCUUUUUCUGUCCGGAAUGGCAGACAUUUUGUCCUCCUGGAAGGAGCUGGCAGUCCCAGCAUGCCUUCAGCGAGUGCUGUAUUGAUCGUGUUCGUUUCCUGUCGCUCGAAGCGGCUUUGCAGAACUGUACAGUUUCGCGGAUCCAGGUCUGUGUACCCACUUGUAUCAGCAGGCUUUCCUCUCCUGGUGGGAUGGGAUGGCGUAGGGGCGAGACUCAUUUAAAUUGGUACUUUUAAAUUGGUCUUUAAAAAAAGAAAAAAACAGGUUGGGGGGAGGGGGGGGGGGAGGAAGGCGAUCCUCUGGAGCUUUUCGCAUCCUGAGUGACUCUAGCAAAAAUCACCAUCGCCUCUUUCUGAAACUGCCUUGCUUUCGGCUGGCCUGGCCGGGGGCUUGAGAAUGUCCCUCCAGCCAGAGUUCCCGAAGCGCUCUAGUAUUCCGACCUCCGCGCCGCCCGACCCCCCCCCCCCAGGGGGGCACUCUGCUGCUCCGGGACGGGGCGGCUCAUCGCACAUUAGGGCCGUACAGGAUUCUGAGUUCUGGAACGUUCCCUUUUAAAAAGUCUGUGUUUUAUUACAGCUGUGAGAGUAUAACAAUGUGUACUUCCCCUCCCCCCCCCCCCCCCUCAAUCAUGUAUAUAAAGGGGUAAAGGUCGGGUGGGGAUAUGCAGAAACUUGAAGGAUCAAGUUUAAAAAAAGAACUAAAAUGAUGAUUUAAAAAAAAAAAAAGAAAUAAAAAAAAUUAAAAAAAAACCUUUGUAAGGGCCUAGGUAGAUAUGCACGUGUUGAUUCCUUAUGCAUACACAUGCCAGAGCAAAAUGUGUGUGUAUAAAUGUUUUCUUUCAAGUUAUCAUUCAGUCCCCUCUUCUUCCCCCAGCCCCAUUGUUUUUCCUGUACAAACAAAAUACAUUUCCCAGAAGUGAUCAUAAACAUAUCAAAACAAAAGAAAAAAUGACAAAUACAAAUACUUGAAUCGAGAAGCGCCAAUAAUGUGAUGUGAACACUUUUUUGUAAUUAUUUUCUCUGACUCGUACACUUCCGAGCUUUUUGACAACACCAGUUCAAAGUUAAUAGUAAAAAAAAAAAAAAAAACAAAGAUUGGAAGAAAAAAAAAUGCAAAAUUACAUUUGUUGUAUGAAAGUGUUUGCACAAGGUUGUGUAUGUGUGUAUGCAAACAGUUUGUGUGUUUGUGAUGUGUCCAUUUCUUUGUUUUGUUCAGUAUGUUUUUGUUUUGUUUUUGCCUGUCAAGAAAUAUAUGAUGAAUAUUGUUAGUUUCUAACGUUGCACUGAGUGUCUACUUCCCUUCUUUCUGCUCACCGUACAAGAUGUAGAGAGGGGAGAUUGUGACAAUUCACGUGUAAAUGUUUACUCAAGGACUUAAUGGAAAAAAAAUGUUUUGUUUUUUUUUUUUGUCUGUAAAAUGUUUAUCUACCUUAUAGUGGCUUUUAUUGUGGAGUAAUCCAAAAAGGAUUAUAAUUAUGAGUAUUGCACCAUUUUUUUUUUUUCAGAUUAUAAACAUAAGAAAAAUGUAAAAAAAAAAAUAUAAAAAUAAAAAAAUAAAAAAUGAAGAAAAAAAUGUUUUCAAAGAACUGUGGCCAUAGGUUGAUGUAGAUGGACUAGAACUCCAUGUUUGAAGUGUGGAGACACUGAAAGAGAGGAUGUUUGGUGAGUUUGUUACAAGACUCGUCAGAGGUGCCUACCUUUUAUUUUUUUUUUUCCUUUUUUUAACAAGGCCACCUGUCGUUUACAAACAGACAAUUCAUUAUUCUGAAGUUCAAGGGAAAGGAAUUUACUAAUGGGUAUGAUGGAGAAAAGCAAAGGAUGAAUUCUCUUCCAUCAGACGAAAUACAGAAUGAAGAUUUAUGCUACUUUCAGAACUCUGGGAUUGAUCAGUGUUGUUGUAUUUCUUUCUCCUUUUUUUUUUCUUUUGUCAAUAUUGAUUUUAUGAACAUUCUAAGCCUGUAUUUGUUUCAAUUUUUUGAGUUUUCAAUUUUGUUUGUCAUUUGUGAAAUAAGACAUGAUUUGCUCACUGUCUUGCACACACACGCAAAAGUGGAUUUCGUCUCAGGACAGCAGGGACGCCCAAGCACCGACUCCACGCCAUUUUAAAUGUACAUUUUAACGGAGAAAAGGAUACAGAGAAAAAAAAAAAACAACUCCAAGCACUGAAGGUUAUGGAUUUAAGAAGAAAAAUUAACUUUGUUUCUAAAUCCGUAGCAGUUACAUAUUUACCAAAUAAUGGACUCGAAAUGAACUUUAAAAAAAAAAAAAUGGAGUGCUUUAUGUAUAAAUCUAUAUAUUGAAAUUGCUUUACAUUUUAAACAAAAUGAUCAAUGGUUUUUGAUUGUUAAAACGGUGAAAUAGCAUACAGAUGCUGUAUGUGUUAAACUUUAUGGUAUUUUCUUAAUGAUGUCCCUUCCUGUAAAAUUCAGGAGAAUUGUGCAUUACUAUUUCUUUCCUUUUCAUUGUCUGUCAUAUUCAUUAUUGUUGUGGCAGGUAUUAAAUGAGGAAAAAAAAAAAGAAGAUUUUAUGAAAGUUUGUUUUCUGCAAAAAUUUGGAGAAAAAUAAAAUAAAAGCUGGUUUAAAAAGGAUCAUGAUCUAUGCACAAGUGGGGGGUGUUGUCUCUCCCUGGGGUUCAGGACUCAUUGUGUAGGGGUGUUUUUGUAGUGUCCAGAGGCCGUGUUGUCCUUUCUCCCCCCCCCCCCCCCCCCAACCUCUUCCCCCUCCCCAAUUUAGACAAAUCUUGCAUUACAUCGCCAUGCUGUGUAUUCCUAAACCAAUGAGCUUUUUCCACUCUGCUGUAGCACUGUGGGGUUCCUGAAAGCCCACGACUGGGUAUCUGUGUUCUUUCCUUUUAGUGAGGAGUUUGGGGUGGCAGUAGAGUUGAGCUUUUUUGCCUUUAGUUUUGAGAUAUUAAGGGGAAAAAAAGUCUGUAAUGAGAUUCAAACAAAAAGAAAAGUCAAUGGCUUUUGUUUUUUUUUUUGUUUUUUGUGUUUUUUUUUGUUCCUCUUCUCAUAGAAUGUGAUUGUUAAUGACAUGCACCGAAAAAAAAUGUUUUCAUGAACUAUGGAGCUUCUUUCAAACUAUUAAUAAAUUACAGUUUUUUCUUG
Messenger RNA from Anguilla rostrata (American eel), 14282 nucleotides. RefSeq names its product trinucleotide repeat containing adaptor 6C2 (gene tnrc6c2). Gene Ontology annotation, cellular component: P-body; nucleoplasm. The record is from RefSeq and is a predicted model, not a curated record. Lineage: Eukaryota; Metazoa; Chordata; Actinopteri; Anguilliformes; Anguillidae. Gene Ontology annotation, biological process: positive regulation of nuclear-transcribed mRNA poly(A) tail shortening; miRNA-mediated post-transcriptional gene silencing. The transcript has 23 exons. The coding region runs from base 939 to 6629 and encodes 1896 amino acids. Gene Ontology annotation, molecular function: protein binding; RNA binding.